AUGCCGACAAUCAUAGCGUGCCUCUUGACAGUGUUCUACAUCUUCGCCACUACGUCAUCAGCAAAGAAGAACCUCAUAGUUGAUACAGACCUGUUCAGCGAUUGCGAUGACGCUGCGGCUCUCCUUCUCGCCGCCACGUCUCCAGAAGUCAAUCUUCUGGGAGUCAACGUCAACUCCCAAUCCUCAUAUUCAGUAUUAGCAGCAUCGGCCAUCCUCAACCACUACGGCCACGCUCAAGUCCCCGUCGGUGCCCGACGCCCUCUAAAUGAUGUCCCGUUCUUCGACAAAUGGGCCAGCCGGGCCGGCGAAUUCGCGAGCAAGCUAGCAACGCACUGGUUCAAAGGCAUCUCCGACGCCGAGGAAGCCUGGGAACCCGUCGACCUCUACCGCAAGCUCCUUUCCGAGGCAGAAGACGACUCCAUCACCAUAGCCUCCAUCGGCUUCCUACACAAUCUCUCUGGCCUCCUCAACUCCACCGCGGAUGCCUGGUCCCCAUUGCCUGGCACUGAGUUGGUGAAGACCAAGGUCAAAGAGCUCGUCGUCAUGGGCGGGGACUACCCAAACGGAUUCGAAUUCAACUUUUGGGGCGACGAUCCCUAUGAGACGGCACACGCAAUUCACAACUGGACAAGCCCAAUUGUUUACGCCGGCUUCAAGCUUGGGGCCUCGGUUCGCUCAGGCGGCCCUCUCAUGGCUGACGGACCCAAGACUGACCCUGUACGGGCGGCGUACAUACUGUACACGUAUUAUCAGCCGCAGUGGUCUUACGAUCCGAUUGCAAUGCUCUACGCUAUAGGUGGUCUCGGAGAUUUCUUCAAUUUUGGCAACGAGUACGGAUACAACACAAUCACCUUGUACGGAGAAGAUAAGUGCGAUGGUUGCAAUGUUUGGGUGUACGACAAGAACGUCACCAAUCAGCACUGGCUUGAUGUUACAGUCACUUAUGAAAAGCUCAGGGAGGAGCUGGACAGACGGUACCUGCAAGGAGCAUGGUCUUCCAAGAGAGCCUCAGAUCACGUGGGGAUAUUACCCAAGCUUGGCGACUGCAGAGUCGAGCAAGCUUCGGGUCCACCACAGAGACUAGAGCUUUGA
Colletotrichum phormii is the source of this 1092-nucleotide messenger RNA. RefSeq names its product inosine/uridine-preferring nucleoside hydrolase. The transcript is spliced from 2 exons. Gene Ontology annotation, molecular function: hydrolase activity, hydrolyzing N-glycosyl compounds. The record is from RefSeq and is a predicted model, not a curated record. NCBI's taxonomy places the organism in Eukaryota, Fungi, Ascomycota, Sordariomycetes, Glomerellales, Glomerellaceae. The coding region runs from base 1 to 1092 and encodes 363 amino acids.